Messenger RNA from Panicum hallii, 548 nucleotides. Its product is annotated as auxin-responsive protein SAUR36-like. Lineage: Eukaryota; Viridiplantae; Streptophyta; Magnoliopsida; Poales; Poaceae. The coding region runs from base 102 to 548 and encodes 148 amino acids. Gene Ontology annotation, biological process: response to auxin. The record is from RefSeq and is a predicted model, not a curated record. The transcript has a single exon.
CCAUCAGCAAGCUAAGCACUAGUGCACGACACCUAGUAGCUGAACGCCACCUGAUAGAAAGGUUAUUUGAACAUUCAGCCAGGAAAGCAGCAGAAUCAACCAUGGUCAGUGCCAAGAGACUCGUUCAAAUGGCGAAGAAGUGGCAAAGAAUGGCGGCCCUCGCGAGGAAGCGGAUCACGUCGACGCCCGCAAAAGAAACCGAAGGGUCACCGUGCAGCACUUCGUCUGUGGCCGGCAAGGGCCGCUGCGUGGUGUACUCGGCCGACGGCAGGCGGUUCGAGGUCCCGCUGGCGUACCUUGACACGGCGAUCUUCGGCGAGCUCCUGAGCCUGUCGCAAGAGGAGUUCGGGUUCGCCGGCGAUGACGGCAGGAUCACGCUGCCUUGCGAUGCUGCUGUGAUGGAGUACGUCAUGUGCUUGCUUCGGAGGAAUGCAUCGGAGGAGGUCGAGGCGGCUUUCCUGAGCUCCAUAGCGAGGCCGUGCCACUAUGGAAGCGGCUUGGCGCAAUCCAUGGGAGUUAGCCAGCAGCUUGCUGUUCCUAGCUUCUGA